Messenger RNA from Beta vulgaris subsp. vulgaris (sugar beet), 1298 nucleotides. Its product is annotated as BURP domain protein RD22. The record is from RefSeq and is a predicted model, not a curated record. The transcript is spliced from 3 exons. Bases 127 to 1074 code for a protein of 315 amino acids. Lineage: Eukaryota; Viridiplantae; Streptophyta; Magnoliopsida; Caryophyllales; Amaranthaceae.
UUACAUACUUGUAGUUCUCUAUAUGUAUCGCAUCUAAGUUCUCAUGUAAACCUGCCCACACAAAUGAUCUAAAUCUCUUUUGUCCUCAUCAAUCCUCGAGUACGAUCUUCACUUUAGUCCAUCAGUAUGAAGCUACUUCGCUUUCUCCUUCUCCUAGCUAUAGUGGUGGCAAGUACCCAAGCCGCGAGUAACAGCCUAACUACUUACUGGAAUUCCCAAUUACAAGGAGUACUCAUACCACCUUCAAUUAUGAAGUUCUUUCCUGCUGUCGGUAGCAACUCUGUUUCAUCUCAAUUUAUGACAAAUAAUCCCAAUAUAUCAGAAGACGUUAACAUACUUAAAUGCCAUGCUACUCAAAGACCUCCUAAAUUGACGAGCGACUCUACUUCAUUGCAUUUCCUAGAGAAGGAUCUUUCUAACAACAGCGAACUACACGUUUUUCCCCGCUUCCCUAGUCUCAACUCUGGCAAGGCAAAUUUCGUACCACGAACUAUUGUCGAAGGAUUUCCAACUUUGAAGUCUAUCAAUCUGCCGAUCAUUCUCGCUCAGUUUUUCAUAAGCCCAAAAUCAGCAGCUGCCAAAGUGAUUAAGCACACAGUUCAACUUUGCGAGCACGCGGCUGAAGACGAUAAUGUAUGUAUCACAUCUCUAGAGAGCAUGAUUGAUUUUGUACAAUCUAAACUAGGGAAGUCUAGCAGCCAAAAUCGCAUUCGAGCGUUCUCAACAACUAUGGAAGGCAAAUAUUUCAAUCCUACUAGUAAUCUGCAGCCGUACCAUAUGGUAGAGGUGAAAAAGGUCACAAAGAAUAAAAAAUCAGUAGUUACUUGCCACAAAGCGGAAUUUCCCUUUGCUGUUUUCCUAUGCCACCAACGUCCGGCCACAGUGCCUUACAUGGUUACCCUUGAGGGGGUUCAUGAUAGGACUAGGAUUGAAGCUGCGACAGUAUGCCACAUGGACACCUCUGAGUGGGACGCACGAUUCCCUGGGCUCGUAGCUUUGAAAGCCACUCCUGGAACACCAGUCUGCCAUUUUCUUAACCAAGGAAGUGUGCUUUGGGUUGUAGAACGACAGUAAAAAUGUUGGAGCGACGUGCGUGUGUUUUCUGUGGUUGUGCAUUUGUUUGUUGUUGCUGUUAGUUAUGAGAAAAUCUUCAUCAAUGUAGGGAAUGCUGUAAAUUAUUAUCGUAGUAUCAAAUUUAAAUCUGGGUGUAUGAAAGAAUUCCUCUAUGUUGAAUUGAUAUACUUCCUCCAUUCCAAUUUGGUUGUGACAUUUUCUGUAUUCGAAAGUUUCAAAUUAAA